Molecule: messenger RNA, 6179 nt
Organism: Cavia porcellus (domestic guinea pig)
Lineage: Eukaryota; Metazoa; Chordata; Mammalia; Rodentia; Caviidae
Gene: Otud3
Product: OTU deubiquitinase 3
Exons: 8
Coding region: 138-1289 (383 amino acids)
Biological process (GO): protein K27-linked deubiquitination; protein K48-linked deubiquitination; protein K11-linked deubiquitination
Molecular function (GO): cysteine-type deubiquitinase activity
Source: RefSeq, a predicted model, not a curated record
GCGCGCGCAGGCGCAGUGGUCUUAUCGCUGUCGCCAGGCUCCGUCGCCACCGCCGCUUCGCCUCUUCGGCAACUGAGGCCACCACCCCGCGGUCCUGUGGCGUUUCCUUCUGCCGCUGCCGGCAGCGGGCCAAGAUCAUGUCCCGAAAGCAGGUAGCGAGGAGCAGGCCUGGCAGCGGCAGCCGGAAAGCCGAGGCCGAGCGCAAGCGGGAUGAGCGGGCGGCGCGCCGGGCCCUGGCCAAGGAGCGGCGGAACCGACCGGAGCCCGGCGGUGGCGGCGGCUGCGAGGAGGAGUUCGUCAGCUUCGCUAACCAGCUGCAGGCCCUGGGGCUGAAGCUGCGGGAGGUGCCGGGGGACGGCAAUUGCCUGUUCAGAGCUCUUGGUGAUCAAUUGGAGGGUCACUCACGAAAUCAUCUCAAGCACAGACAGGAGACGGUGGACUACAUGAUAAAGCAGCGGGAAGAUUUUGAACCCUUUGUAGAAGAUGACGUUCCGUUUGAGAAGCAUGUGGCCAGUUUGGCAAAGCCUGGUACUUUUGCUGGCAAUGAUGCAAUUGUAGCAUUUGCAAGAAAUCAUCAGUUGAAUGUGGUGAUUCAUCAGCUUAAUGCCCCUUUGUGGCAGAUUCGAGGGACUGACAAAAGUAGCGUGAGGGAGCUGCACAUCGCCUAUCGGUACGGAGAGCACUACGACAGUGUGCGGAGGAUCAACGACAACUCGGAGGCACCUGCGCAUCUCCAGACUGACUUUCAGAUACUUCAUCAAGAUGAAUCAAGUAAAAGAGAAAAAAUCAAGACAAAGGGAAUUGACUUGGAAGAUGACCUGAGAGACGAAGUAGAAGAUGCUGUCCAGAAAGUUUGUAACGCAACUGGAUGUUCAGAUUUUAAUUUAAUAGUCCAGAACCUGGAAGCUGAAAAUUAUAAUAUCGAAUCUGCAAUAAUUGCAAUGCUUCAGAUGAACCAAGGGAAAAAAAAGAAUGCAGAGGAGGAUCCUGAGCCCACUGGCCAAGUGCUGAAGCAGAGUGACCCCUUAUGGCAGGAGGGCGGCACUGGCACCAGAAUCUUUGGAAAUCAGGGCUUAAAGGAAGGCAGGACCGAAAACAUUAAGGCACGGGCCAGCCCUGGUGAAGAAAACAAAGCACAUAACCAUCUCCCAAAGUGGUCUCCUCUUUCAGGUCACAAACAAGCACAGGAGGGAGCAGCAGCGGCUGGAGAAGAAGAAACGACAAGAGGAGAGGCAUCGUCUCAAAGCCCUGGAGGGCCGGAGCAGCCACAGGGACAAAAACAGAAGUGAGGCAGAUGCCAACACGCAGGUCACCCUGGUGAAGACCUUCGCUGCUCUGAACAUCUGACCGCGGCCUCCGGGGAGCUGCGGGAAGCAGAGGGGAGACCGGGAAGACGGCGCGGGCGCGCCAGGCCUUCCAGCCAGCCGUCCCGUCCACAGUGAGGCGGAACCAACCCCACCACACCAGGUUCCCAGCGAGUUACUGUCCUUCAAGCUGCCUCUUUUCUGUUGAGUUUUGUCAGUGCUGUGUUUUGUUUCAUGAAAGUACAGUGAAGCUAUUCAUAUUCUGUAAUACCAACUUAAAAUACUGAGUUUUAAGGAUCAGGAAAAACCUUCCACGUGUGGCUUUGUUUGCCCUAAAAAUCGGAGUUCAGUGACCCUGGAAUCUGCCCUUAACACAUGGGGUGGGUUUUGCUGUAACUGUUCAUGAAGUAGUUUAGAGUAAUUAGAAACUCAGAAUGAUAAAUUUUCUUAGUUUCUCUUUUGUUUUCAAAAGACAUCAACAUAUAAGAUGGCUUAUAAAUGAUUUUCAUCUCAGGAAAAUAUUUAGGCGUAAUUUCAUUCUUAUUCGGGUUACUCACAGAUUAAUUCAGAUAGUGUUUUCCCGAAGUAAUGCGAUACGAGGGGUGGCCUGCAGCUGUCUGGGUAGGAAUUAAACAACCAUGUCCCUCUUCUUACUGACUAAGGCUGCUUCAGAUGGUUUCACUCGAACUCAAGCCAUAAGACAUGCGUGCCUGACUGCCCGGGAGGCCUGGACUCUGCUAGGAAGCUGACAGUGGCAUGGUGUGGAGUGCUGUCGGUGUAGGAAGAUGGUUGGAACUGUCUGUGAGGCAUGCUGGGAUUCUGACUAUCUGUGGCGCGGUCUGUGGAGGGAGGAAGUCAGGGCUCCCGGGUUUCUGCCGAGGAAGAGCCUAACAGUUACUUGCUGUCCCAGGAGGGGAAGUCUGGAAGGAUAGCUAAGGUUAUUUUUUGUGUUCACAAUUUAAGUAACCACAGUCUCUUUCAUUUGUUUUUUGGUACUAGAAACUGAACUCAGGACUUGCUGGGCAGGUGCUGUGCCACUGAGCUGUGUCCCCUGUCUGGGUAGAAAUUAAACAACUGUGUCCCUCUAAGUAAUUAUAUUCUUUCCAACUAUUCUAGACUUAGAAAAAGGCUUUCAGAGAAGUACAAAGGUAACUUGACCUUUUAGGUCACGACAUUUUCUUAGUGUUGUAGAAGUGAAAUCCCCUAACAGGUGGCAUUUAUUUAUUUUUAUUUAAGCUCUGUUGGGGGUUUUGAUGUCAGAAAACUCCAGCUUUGCCAGAGGUGGGCAGCAGCUUAGGUUAUCCCGCCAGGGAAGGGUGCUUCCUUUGGCUAAGGCCUAUGAUCGACUCCACGAUUCUGAAACAGAUCGAAGCAGUGGACAGAUCACGUUCCCAAAACUGAGCUGGGUGGAUGUGAACUUUAAAUUUGUCACAUAUGAGGUAGCCAGUCUUAGACACAGGUCUUUGCCUUCUGGGAACCUAGUAUUUGGGCAAAUGACAUCCUGACUCCAAAGGUAAAUUAUCUGUUGUCUCCUUUAUCCCUGGAUUUCAGAAUUGUAAGACUGGAGGUGCAGAGGAAACUGAGAAGUUCUGAUGUGUGGAUCCUGCCUGGGCAGGCUCCAGACCGUAUUACUAUCUGUAGACUCUUAGCUUUCUUUGGUUUUAAUGAUGCCUUUUAAAUUUUUGUUUUACUGCGAGACUCUUUGUGGUAGGAGUGUAGAAGUCUCUAAGAACUGCCCCUGGGAGGGAGGUUGUGAUGUGGGCUUCUUCCUGGCGGGCUGGUGCACAUGCAGUAUUUCAGAGGUUUGAAAACUGCACGGCGUUUUUUUCUCUGCACCUCUGAGUCCUAACUUGGAGACUGUAGGACUCGGUCUGAACAAGGGAAGGCGCUGUGCUGCCUUCCUCUAAGGAUGUGGAGUCAGGUGCGUAGGAUCCAGUCUUCUCCCUUUCACUUCUGGGCAGCUUCCUGGCUGGCUUCCUGAACUUUUCUGGGGAGCAGCUUUCUUACCUGUUUUGCUGAACUGCGGAAGACCAGAUCCUUUAGAAAGAUGGAAAUUGUGUAUCAGAGACUUAGAAUUAGAAAUAGUAUACAGGAGAUGCAGUGUCAACAGUUGUAGAAUUGGUUUAUUAACUUGGUUAAGGAAGUGGCCUUGGGCUCUACUGGGUUUUAGAAGCUUUUGAAGCUGCUAAAGUUACUAAAGAGUAUUGGGAACAUUUAUUUAUAAAUUACCUAAUUCUGAUAAUAGGUUUCAGCAUUUCUAGGGUAAAGUAACUCGUUUUAAAUCUAGUGACUUGUAAUUUUCUUCUAUUACCAUUUCACAGCUUUCCAGUUGCAGUUGGUUAUGUUUAGUGUGUUAAUUACUAGAAGUGGGGUGCGAGCACCCAGCUUCCACAGUACCUUCUCACCAGGGCCUGAAUUUGGCUUCACUGCCACAGUCUCACUGGAGUCAUAGCAGGCCUUGGUGAUGACUUCUGGCAGCCAUGGUAGAGCCCAGUGUGCUUGGUCUUGGGGUGACGCCCGUCAGUAGCUGUUACCCCGGUGCAGUUACUCAUGUGGAUCUCUACGGGAAGUGACUCCAGUAGCUACCAGGGUCAUAAUGGCUAGGAAGGGUUCGUUCUGUGUGGGGUUGCAGUGCGGCUGGCUGGGAGGGGGAGGAGGAGGAGGAGGAGGAGGAGGAGGAGCAUACGGCCAUGGACUGGAGUCAGCACUGGCCUUACCAGCCACAUGCAAAGGUUGUAUGGGUUCAAAGGAAGUUUUUUUUUAAGGUCAAAAUAAGAGGAAAAAAUGUUAAAAUACUAGUGGCACUGGCUUUAAAAUAGACGUAGGUAUAGUAAAACAGUGUAGAACCACAACUUAGAGUUGCCACACACUAGAAAGAUAAAAUGUAUACAUAUACUUAAGUUUUCAGUGAUAAACAUACACUUUCAGGAAGAAAAUCUGCUCGAGGAAUUGUCUAUGUCAGAUGAAAUUGUUGGUAGUUUCUUUUCUGAGCUCUGGAAACACUUCUGAGCUGGGUCUGCUGGGGAGGGCUGGAGAGUGGGCGCUCCCUUGUGGGCUGCUGGACCUCGCCCGCCCUCUCCCCAGGGGGUUCCUGUGGUAUAGAAUGGGGGGGUGUUCUUGUGCAGGCGAGGAGAGAGUUGCUCACACAUCGAGUGCUCACGUGAGAUGGACUUGGGCAGUGGAGCACACUGCAGUGAGUCCCUGGGUUCAAUAUGCAGUUUUUCUCUUACUCUGGGAAACUCUCUGCCUGGGUUUUACUGGGUCGACAUAAAAUGUCCUGUUUACCUCUGUGAAAUGUUUAAGCUUAAAUGUCUCAGUUGACAAGUCAGAGGACACUUGAAACCCUAGGCAGGAGUGACGGAUUCUCACCCUGACCCCGGUUUCUGGGCAGGAAGGGAGUGGGGCCUCUCGUCCGCGUGUGCUCCGUGGCCCUCCGACUCCCACAGGGGUGGACACCUGGCUCUGCGCCUCGUACCUCAGCACUCUGCAUCCCCCGCAGCCUCAGGGUCCGAUGCGGUGUCUCAGUUCGUCCUUCUCGUUAGCCCAGGUUUUCCGCAUCUUCACUCGGGCCACGGGUUGCCCGGGCUCUGCGCCUUCCCAGGUUCCUCUAAGCUCACCUAAUAAUGGCACUUUUUAUGAGGUGUUUCUCUGACUAAAGCAGGCUGUGCUUUUCUGCUGUCAUCCUUGAAUUGAAGAUCUAAAUGCGUAUUUAAGUUUGAACAGCUUUCACAUUACCUGUUAGUAAGGGGGAGAUCUAGCGUUUCUGGUGACGGAGAGAAGCCCGAGUUUCCGAGGCAAGCAUGAGUCAGUGUGUGGCUCCUGCGGCUCUGGCCGGCACGGGCUUGGCUCUGGCCGGCACGGGCUUGGCUCUGGCCUCCUUGUCUUCAGGUAAAAUUCCCUCUCAGAACCUCAGGCUCUUCGUGGUUUCUUCACACAGUUCUUUUUAAUCUCGCUGGUUAGCAAUCAUCAUAAGGACUGCGUUGUAACGUGAUUAAAAUGUGGAGUGCCCUUGCAAAGUUACUUGAGAAGAGGCUGCCUUGGCACAAGGGUAAUGCGCCUCAGAGUGCUUAUGUGCACAGUGAGUUUGAGCAGGGCAUCCCCUGUUUGGAGUUUCUGCCCCAUGCCGGGCCUCGUGAAGGGUCCUGAUCCCUGGAGGAAACUCUGGGGUCUGGCUCUUAGCCUUUGCUGGUCCGCGUCUAGCGGGCCUCUGUUGCCAGCUGUCCAAGACAAUCACCCAAGCUCGCGCACAGCCCUCUGCCUGGGGCUGGCCCCCUGGAAAGUCCCUCAGCUGAAACCUGAGCCACACUGGUGUGAGGCUCCUCACAUCUUCCCACCUCUGGGGUUCAGUUUCCAUGGCGGCUGCCCUCCCGGUUCCUCACCAGCACCAGGCCCAGAGGAGGAGAGAAGAGAGCCAGGAGUGAGCCUGAGCACCUCUGUGCUCCCUCCCUGGUGUCAGUCCCCUGGGGAAGAGGGCAGGAGGGCAGCAGUGUCUGGGGAAGGGGCCUUCUCUGUUUCCUAAUUGCACUAUUCUUGUUCUUGCUUCAGUCUGGAGAUAUUAAGACCUCCAUGGGGUCAUGAUCCGUUGACUUAGCAAGUCUGCCUUAUCUAUGGAGCGUGGAGUGAGAAACAGGACCAGUCUGAUGUCCGUAGUUCAUUUCUCCCAGGCUGUUUUCCCCACAGAUUGUGUUCACCUGAACCAUUUUAUUUUUUAUUUACCAAAGUACUGUACUUGGCUAUUUGCAGUGUUUUCAAAACCAAAUGUUUCUUUUUGUGUUUUUAAUCUUCAAUACUUGGUGCAAUAGAAGCUGCAAAGAUGUGCCACUUUAUCUAUGAAAUGGAGUUUUGUAUACCAAUAAAUUCUAGUUUAAAAACAAA